Molecule: messenger RNA, 932 nt
Organism: Brassica oleracea var. oleracea
Lineage: Eukaryota; Viridiplantae; Streptophyta; Magnoliopsida; Brassicales; Brassicaceae
Product: auxin-responsive protein IAA3-like
Exons: 3
Coding region: 104-673 (189 amino acids)
Biological process (GO): regulation of DNA-templated transcription
Cellular component (GO): nucleus
Molecular function (GO): protein binding
Source: RefSeq, a predicted model, not a curated record
UACAAAACUUCUCUAUCCUCUCACUAAGUGAAACAACCCAAAAGCUUUCUUCUCUUCUCCUCCCACUCUUGAAGAAAAUUCAGAAGAGGGUUAAGUUAAAGAGAUGUUUGUUGAGAAAAUGGAUGAGUUUGUUAACCUCAAGGCAACGGAGCUGAGGCUGGGAUUACCAGGAACAGACAAUGUAUGUGAACAAAGAGUUUCUUGCAAUAGUAAUAGCAAUAAGAGAGCAUUACAACCUGAUGCUGAGAAUGAGAUUGAAUCAUCAACGAUGAAAACCCCUCCAAGAAAGGCUCAGAUUGUUGGAUGGCCACCAGUUAGAUCAUACAGGAAGAACAGCAUUCAGACAAAGAAGAAUGAAUCUGAUGGUGAGAGUCAAGGAAUCUAUGUGAAAGUGAGUAUGGAUGGUGCACCAUACUUGAGGAAAAUAGAUUUGAGUUGUUACAAAGGAUACUCAGACUUGCUCAAAGCUUUGGAGCUGAUGUUCAAGUUCUCUGUGGGAGAGUACUCUGAGAGAGAUGGAUAUAGAGGCUCAGACUUUGUGCCUACUUAUGAAGACAAAGAUGGUGAUUGGAUGCUUAUUGGAGAUGUUCCAUGGGAGAUGUUUGAAUCUAAUUGCAAGAGAUUAAGGAUCAUGAAAGGUUCAGAAGCCAGGUGUUUAGGCUCUGGUGUAUGAGACAAAGCUUAAGGAAACCUAACAGAGACACAAGAAGAGCUUCAAAGGUUGUCAGGGUUUUCAUCAGAUUGAAUUUAAGUCAUAGCCAAUUUUUUUUACCUCAACGGUAAAUAUCAAAUGUAGAUAAUGGUCUUCAGCAUGUGGAAACUGAAACCUAAUCAAUUUUUGUUACAGAUACAAGGCAAAAGGUUGUCCUUGGUCUGUUGUUAUGUAUUAAUUACAUUUUAAAAAAAAAGUUGUUAUUGGAUUGAAGAGUUCA